GGUGGAGAGAUUAUUAUACUUCGGCUUAUUAUAUCUGGGCCUCCGUAUGUUGACCCUCCUUGUCUUCUUGGUUAUCUUCAUCCUCUCCAUCCCGUCAUAGUCCAUGGUUUCUCCCCAUGUUUGUUUCUGCGCAAGGAGGCACCUUUAUUCUGUGUAUGUCACCCAUCUAGCCAUCUUGUUGUUGAUGGACAUUGUGCACUACCUCCGGACAGGAACCAACUGUACAGGGGCAGUUCGAGGGGCAAUUCUGCAAGCCCCUGUUAGUGACAGAGAGUAUAUGGCAACAUUGCCACGGACGAAGGAGUUCCUUGAAGUGGCAGAAAAAAUGAUUGCAGAAGGUAGAAAGAAUGAUGUCAUGCCGCUGGAUGCAAAUAAUGGCAUUCCUAUCACUGCAUUCAGGUAUCAUUCCUUGGCUGGCGUCGGUGGUGAGGAUGAUAUGUUUAGUUCUGAUCUCACAAUUGAGGAGCUGGUGAUGAAGCUAGGACACAUGGCAAUGAUACAAACACAGGUUGUGUUCUCAAUGGCUGAUGAGUAUAUUCCAGACCAUGUGGACAAGAGAGCCCUUCUUGACAGGUAAGCUCCCUUCCCUGUCCUGCAUGACUGGUAUCCACGCCCUUGAAGUGCUUCACAAUCAAACCAUCUUCCUUCC
This is a messenger RNA of Chara braunii, 649 nucleotides long. The record is from the annotation of a GenBank genome assembly. Lineage: Eukaryota; Viridiplantae; Streptophyta; Charophyceae; Charales; Characeae.